AGUAAUACCAUCGGAGCGAAGUUGGUUAUGAGGACGUGUUGCUUUAAAAGAAGAGGAGAAGAAAAGGUAGACAGAUCGAAAAGAGAGGGUUAAUCCAGGAGGGGGAUUUUUUAGCUCCUGAGGAAGCCUGACCGUCCCUACAUAGUUACCUGCAGACAGCAACACGGAUGCACCUUUAGGUUUUUAGACAUGUUUGGCAAGUUGAAAGGCCUCCUCAGUGGCCCACAGUUGCCAGCGGCUUCAGGGACCCCUGACCCACCGCCAGCUCCAGCUCCAGCUCCAGCACCAGCCAAGGAGGAGAAGCCAGCAGCCGAUAAGGAGAAUGAGGACAAGAAAGUGGACAAAGCGCCGGACCCGGCUCCAGCUCCAGCUCCAGCAGCGGCCCCGGCCCCAGCUCCAGCUCCAGCUCCAGCAGCGGCCCCGGCCCCAGCUCCAGCUCCGGCUCCGGCACCAGCCUCUGCUCCAGCACCAGCCCCCACAGCAGCUCCAGCUAACCCUGAUCAAGCCAAACCUGAGGGACAAGAGGAGGCACCUCCUCCACCUCCACCCAUCGUCAUCAACAAGUACUCUGACGAGCAGCUCAGAGCCAUCGUCACACGCAUGAGGGAGAGACUGCAGCUCUACAAGGACAAAGUGAUUGAUCCCCAUGCUUCAUCCCCAGAGAUCACCCCUCCUGUCACACCCCUGCUGCGCAAAGACAACUACGCAGAGGUCAUAGAGGAGAGGAAAAGACAAGCAGAGGAGGACCGGAUAAAAAAGGAGGAGGCUGAGAAGAAGAAGAAAGAGGAGCAGGAGAAGAAGAAGAAGGAGGCCGAGCAGAAGAAGAAAGAGGAGGAGGAGAAAAAGAAAGCAGAGGCUAAAGAAGAGAAGAAGGAGGAGAAGGACAUAAAGACCAAGCUAAGAGAAGCCGCCUGGUACGCAGUGGACACUGUGCUGAAGCCAGUCGAGGACAUGAUGGACCCAGUGCUGGGAAACACCAUGGACCCCUUUACAGACCGCCGCUACAUCGCCUGGCUGAGUUUGGUGACUCUGGCCUUCAACUACAACACCUGGUUCAUGACGGCCCGUCUGUGUUUCCCAUACCACACUGAGGACGCCAUCCCUUAUUGGUUCGCCCUGGAUGUGCUGGCAGACCUCAUCUACCUCGUAGACUCCGUCAUCUUCCAGUCACGCAAACAGUUCGUCAAAGGAGGAGACAUCAUAAAAGACAGAGUCAUGACGCGGAAGAACUACAGAGAGUCGGAAAGAUUCAUGACCGACAUGGUCUCCCUCAUCCCAUUCGACCUGCUGUACGUCCAGUUUGGAUUCAAAUCCAUUUUCAGAGCCAAUCGCCUCCUGAAGGCAGAUACGUUUUUUGAGUUCAGCGAUCGUCUAGAGAGCAUCAUGGCCAAGGCGUACAUCUGGAGAGUGAUUCGGACCAUCGGCUAUCUCCUCUUCAUGCUCCAUAUCAACGCCUGCGUCUAUUACGUGGCGUCAGACUACCAGGGCAUUGGGACAACUAAAUGGGUCUACUCUGGUCUGGGCAGCGCGUACCUGCGUUGUUACUACCAUGCUGUCCGCAGUCUGAUCAACAUCGGGGGUCUUAGCGAACCCCAUACCGUCUUUGAGAUUGGCUUUCAGAUGAGUAACUUUUUCGUGGGCGUCUUUGUGUUCUCCAGUUUGAUUGGACAGAUGAGAGAUGUCAUCGGUGCAGCCACAGCAGGACAGACCUACUUCCGAUCCUCCAUGGAUGGCUGUGUGGCCUACAUGGUGAACAACCGCAUCCCCUCUUUGGUUCAAAACCGAGUCCGCACUUGGUACACCUACACCUGGGACGCUCAGGGCAUGCUGGAUGAGUCCGAGCUGCUGGAUAAGAUGCCUCUGGUGAUGAGGACUGCCAUCGCUGUUGACAUCAACCUGGCCACCUUUCAGAAGAUUGAUCUUUUCAAGGGCUGUGACCAGCAGAUGUUAGUAGACAUGUUACUCAGGCUGAAGUCUAUUGUCUAUUUACCUGGAGACUUUGUCGUAAAAAAAGGGGACAUCGGUAAAGAGAUGUACAUCAUUAAAAGUGGAGCAGUGCAGGUGGUGGGAGGACCUGACAACAGUAUUGUGUUUGUCACACUGAAGGCUGGUUGUGUGUUUGGAGAAAUCAGUCUGUUGCAGUCGUCCAAAGAUGGAGGGAACAGGCGGACAGCUAAUGUCAAAGCCUACGGCUUUGCUAAUCUCUUUGUGCUGGAGAAGAAAGAUCUGUUUGACAUCCUGGUCCACUACCCAGAGUCUCAGAAAGUGUUGGCCAGGAAGGGAAGGUGA
Messenger RNA from Epinephelus moara (kelp grouper), 2289 nucleotides. Its product is annotated as cyclic nucleotide-gated cation channel beta-3-like. Gene Ontology annotation, molecular function: protein-containing complex binding; intracellularly cAMP-activated cation channel activity; cGMP binding. The coding region runs from base 190 to 2289 and encodes 699 amino acids. The transcript is spliced from 15 exons. The record is from RefSeq and is a predicted model, not a curated record. Lineage: Eukaryota; Metazoa; Chordata; Actinopteri; Perciformes; Serranidae. Gene Ontology annotation, biological process: monoatomic cation transmembrane transport. Gene Ontology annotation, cellular component: intracellular cyclic nucleotide activated cation channel complex; plasma membrane; photoreceptor outer segment.